AUGGUCUCCACUGUCCAACUCGACGCAGGCGCGUUCCCCCACAUUCUCGACCUCGUCCUGGAGGCGUCUGCCCUCACCACCCUCCUCGCGUUUCGCGGCACGUCACACACGUUCAAGACCAAGGUGAACACCGUCCUCCAGCGCAAUGGUUAUCAAAUUGUCAUCAAGGGCAGCACUACUGGUACCCCAAAGGUCACCUUUCGUGACAGCAACGUCGUUCCUAAACACUCGGCUGCGCACCUGGCGCCGUCUGUUCGGCUGGUCGAUGUUUACAACAGCGCUUUCAACCACGAUCUCAGCGGUCUUCUUCCCUUCCUGAAGCCCGACUUUAUUCGGAUCUUCGACUACACGCGCAUGACGAGCAGGUUGCCCUUUUCGGCGCCCACCGUUAUCAUUUCACUCGAUGCGUUCCCCACCGAAACGCAGUGCAGUCACUCCACUCCCAGCUUGUUCUCUUGCUACACUUCAAAUGAGGUCGUCGCCCGCGUCGUCAUCAACGUACGCACCAGAGACAAGGGCAUGCCCUCUCUCUCAAGCUCCCAGGUAGCGGUCCUUCGCUUCCCCUUGAAUGUCCGUGAGGCUGUAUUCCUCUUCUCCCAGGUGGCGAGUCACAAUGAAGGAGGUACCCUCAUUGACGAUGCCCUCAACAAUAGCACCCCACUUGUCAACGCCAUCGUUGACUGCAUGCGCCACUCUUUCUGGAUGAACAUCACAUUCGUCGACACCGGAUUUAUGGUGAGGCGUCCCAACGACCGGCUUCCCAUCGAGUUGUACCAUGAUGCCAUGGACCAAGCGCUCCAGGCGAUGAACGAACACCCGCAGGGGCCGUACAAUAAUCAAUCCAUGGGCAAUUCCUCCUCCGCACAGUUGCAUUUCGACCGUACUGCCACCUAUCGCAUGAGCAUCGGAGAGGAGCAGUUCACUAUCGAGACGAUGUCUAUUGGUUGA
Molecule: messenger RNA, 948 nt
Organism: Apiotrichum porosum
Lineage: Eukaryota; Fungi; Basidiomycota; Tremellomycetes; Trichosporonales; Trichosporonaceae
Exons: 1
Coding region: 1-948 (315 amino acids)
Source: RefSeq, a predicted model, not a curated record